GCAACUCGCUGAUAAGAAAACGUUCUUUACAGCUCAGUACAAGCCUCAAUAAAAACCUGCUGGCUUCCAGAGCCAACAGUGAUGUUAGGGUGGUGAUUUCACAGUCAAGGUUGGGGAGACACACACACUAUAUCUCUGUGAGCUCUGGCAGUGGAAUCUGAGAAACAUCAUCUACUCAGCAGAGCAGCUACAGACUUGACUCUCACUCACCCAUCACCUCCACCAUGAAGAUAAGAGGUGUCUUUGGGCUGCUCGGUCUGGCGCUUUUCAGCUAUUUUUCCGGUGUUGCCACGGGGGCAAGUCAGCCUCUUUGCAGUCUCUAUGCAGUGCUUCCCAAUAGAGAAGUUCCUUGUCCCAGGAUGGCUGACCCAGUCUGUGGCAGUGAUGGUGUCACCUACCCCAAUGAGUGUUUGUUCUGCAGAGAAAUCCUACGUGGCAACAACAUUGUCAAAAAGCAUGAUGGAAGAUGUGUUCAGGUUGACUGCACUGGCUACGUGAAAACACCCACAGGUCAGGAAGCUACGUGCACCCUGGAGUACAGCCCGAUCUGUGGCACUGACGGCGUUACCUAUGGCAACAAGUGUGCUUUUUGCUCUACUGUCGCGAAUGGAGCAGACGUUGACCAGAACAAUGAUGGAGAAUGUUCCCAGAAUAAGUAACAGAAAACUUCACCUCAGGCAGUAUGGGGAAUGCUGAAUCCCCAUGGUGCUGAGCUGAUAGUGGCCCUUUUGCUUGCACUUUCCGCCAGCAAAGCUCUGCAACGAAAUACCUUCUCCCUUCAUCCCAGGUUCUGGCAGCUCACCGGGGCUUCUUGGUCUCUCUGUUGGCUUGAUCAAUAAAGUAAACUCAGCAGCA
Dermochelys coriacea (leatherback sea turtle) is the source of this 855-nucleotide messenger RNA. RefSeq names its product ovomucoid-like. Gene Ontology annotation, molecular function: serine-type endopeptidase inhibitor activity; protein binding. The transcript has 7 exons. Lineage: Eukaryota; Metazoa; Chordata; Testudines; Dermochelyidae. The record is from RefSeq and is a predicted model, not a curated record. Bases 225 to 659 code for a protein of 144 amino acids.